Molecule: messenger RNA, 2075 nt
Organism: Lineus longissimus
Lineage: Eukaryota; Metazoa; Nemertea; Pilidiophora; Heteronemertea; Lineidae
Product: trophoblast glycoprotein-like
Exons: 1
Coding region: 1-1689 (562 amino acids)
Biological process (GO): inflammatory response; toll-like receptor signaling pathway; immune response
Cellular component (GO): plasma membrane
Molecular function (GO): protein binding; transmembrane signaling receptor activity
Source: RefSeq, a predicted model, not a curated record
AUGCCAGAAAACAGAACAGAUUACGACGCCACCUCCUUACCUUGCAUUGUCUACAGCAGAAGAAAAGUGUCUUGUUUCGAGGUUGCCUUCGACGAUGUCCUCCCAGCUUUGUGGGCCAACGGAACUAACUUCACCGAUAUAAGAAUAUGGAACUGUAAGCCAGGACUGCCAGUACAGCUGGAUAACAGAUAUUUCUUGAGCACCACGGCAUUAACGAAUCUGACCAUAACUCAGUGCUUUGUUUCUAAUAUUGCGCGUGGCACAUUUGCUAGACUCGUCAACCUAGAGGCACUAGAUCUCCGGCAGAAUACUAUCACCGUGAUAACCAGGGGCACAUUUGAGGGAUUGUCAUAUCUUAAGAAAUUAGAUUUAAAAAACCAAGAAGGAAUUACUCAAAUAACGAUCAUUGACUCAAAUGCAUUUGCUGACAUUCCUAACAUAGAAACAUUGGAUUUAUCAAAUAAUAGAAAGCUAAAGCUAUUUCCAGAUGGUUCGAACUCGACCAGUUUCCUAAAAGGACUUCGAAAACUAAGUGUGCUGUCGUUAAACGAGAUCUUUAUGAAUGACUUGCCAACUGUUGAGGAUAUAUUGGUGUCCUUUUUUAAAGACCAAGAGUACUCACUCAAAGAGCUGAACCUUCAAAGUGUUCAUCUUAGCAACCGCCAACUGCCUAUUAUAAGGAACCUGAAAGGCCUCAAGUUACUCAACCUCCAGGAUAACAUCCUUGGCUACAUUGAAACCAAUUCGCUACCUUUCCUUACCAAUGCUGAAGUAAGCCUCCAAAACAACAACAUAAUGUUUGUUGCCGUGGAUGCGCUGGACAGGAUGAGGAAUGUCAAAAUCUAUUUUUCUGACGAUCACGAUGGGAAUCCAUUCAUUUGUGACUGUAACAACAAGGACUUUGCACAAUGGAUUCGGACAUAUCGAGGCAACAUUUCAGCUGGUGGUGUCCAGAUUUUAAACGCCGAGACUUUUAAAUGUGCUGGACCGCAGAAUUGGUAUGAAAAGAGGUUGAUGACCUACACUACAGACUGGUGGCACUGCAAUCAGUAUGUUGCUCUCAUUGCUCUGGUUUUUAUCCUUGGUUUCGUCUUCAUCAUAGCUGCAAUUGUAACGGUCCUAUUUUGCAAUCGGUUGAACAUCCGCCAUUGGAUGCUGGAACGACGGGAAGUGGCCAUUCCUGAACCAACACUCCAAGAUGACACUGAUCCUCUGAUGCCAAUAGCCAACAUUAAUUCACAUCAUCAGGGCAAGACUGGCGCAUAUCUCAUCUUCAACUACAAAGACGAAACCGUGAAUAAGUGGGCAAACAAAUACCUAGAUGACAAUCUCCAACUUCACCCUAUGAAGAUCACCCUUCAAUGGCCUGCAGGACCGGAGGUCACACCAAUGUGGAAGCAGGUCAAAGACUUCAGUUUCCAAGUCGACGCUUUCCUCGUCAUUGUGACUGAUGAAUUCCUUGAGAAUCAUUGGCCAGAGAUAUCUGAGAAGGGCGGGAUCGAAAACAUCAUGAAGUUCGUGCUGAUACUCUUCAGGAGGAAGAAACACCAGUUACCGCAGGAGCUAAAGAGACUGCAAUGUCCUUGCUUUGAAUGGCCAACCACUGGGUCCAGGUUUACCACACUUGAACGCAGUCGUGACCGUUUCUGGAAGGAAUUGCGUGUCUGUCUUAAAGAUCAUCAAAGAUAGCUUUACAGCAUACACUAUCACCGACAUGACCGUAUGGACUCGAAAAAUUUACAACUGACCAACCCACCGCCUGGCUGUCAGCAACUGGACUCUGAUUUUUCCAUAUUCGGCAUUAACGAGUCUGACCAUAACUCAAUGCUAUGUGCGAAGAACAUUUGCUGGACUCGUCAACCUGGAGACCUCCAACAGAAUACUAUAACCGUGAUAACCAGGGGUACAUUUGAGGACUUGUCCAAUCUUAAAAUCUUAUACUUAAAUGGUCAAGAAGGACCAAACCGGGUGGUUUUUCUGACAUAACGAGCUUGGAAAUGUUGGAUUUAUCUUACAACGGGCAGCUACAACUACUUUUAGAUGGCUCUAACUCGACCAGUUUCCUCGAAGGACUU